AUGAAAUUCAAUCAAACUAUUAUCAAUUCCCUUCUUUUUCUAGUAUUCACUUUGACUGCUGCCGCCGAUGGAGCAGCUCGAUUUAUUACAAAAGAUGGUGUCGUCUACAGUUAUGCUGUUCAUACUAAAACAUUACAACCUGCAAGAGUUAUUGUGUCCACACGCUAUUACACAAAAACGCACGUGAGAGAGAUUACUCUUGCUAACAACGAGAUUGCCACGACCACUGAAAAAACGGCUGUCGCAUCAACGAUCACCAGUUCAAUCCAAGGGACAGGUGGAUCUUCUGCCACAGGCACUAUCGAAACUAUGUCUACUCCAGCUACCAGUGCUCCAACUGUUUCGACGACCGAGUCCACAUCGGACUCGGUCGAACAAACUUCAUCCACAACCACGAGCACUCCGGAAACAAACGUUCAGUCUACAAGUAGAAGCGUUUUGUAUCAAACUUUACGUCCGCCAGUGUCUUCCAGCAAUGCUCCCGCACAAACGGGCAUGUCGAGAUCGACUUCUACUCUGUCUAACGUGAAACCCAAAACGACCUCGAUUCCCACUAAGUCUGCGCUACAAUCGGCUACCCACACGACUGCUGCGCCGGUUUCAACGUACAAUGACAAUGGAACGUGUUACGUCUACUACGAGGACGACGUCAGCGACUCGGACUACUACAGCACCGCGUACAUCACUGACCCAAGCCAGAGCGUAGACGCUGCUACUACAAUUACCAGCACGAGGACGAGAACGGUGUACAAGACGCUGUGA
Molecule: messenger RNA, 762 nt
Organism: Huiozyma naganishii CBS 8797
Lineage: Eukaryota; Fungi; Ascomycota; Saccharomycetes; Saccharomycetales; Saccharomycetaceae
Gene: DSE2
Product: Dse2p
Exons: 1
Coding region: 1-762 (253 amino acids)
Source: RefSeq, a predicted model, not a curated record